CAGAGAUUAAACCACCGGAGUGCAGAUUGUGGGCUGUUCUGAUGACUCAAGAUGGUAACAGCUGUUUAACAGAAAAGUAGAGCUGCUUUAGAUUCCUGCAGGUGUGUCUAAUUUGCUUUCCUUUCAGGCGGAAAGUGAAGUGAAUGGCGUCGGAGAACACGGUUUGUCCUGGCCGGUGAAAGUUCUUGAUGCAAGCAAGGACGGCGAAAUCGUAAAAUUCACCAUACAAACCAACAUUGUAAGUCCACUUCGCUUAUCUCUGAUUUUAUUGAAAUCUACCCUUGUUAUCCUCGGAGAAUGGUACUGCGACCUUAAUCCAUCCGCAUUUCCUUGAAAUAGUUCGCAGACUUGCAAGACGAUUCUGAAAAAUGAGAUAGCUUUAGAAUUUCGCUUUGCCAUAACCUAUCCAAGUUUCAUGAAGUUUGGGAGAGUGACGAAUCCAGCCGGACAUUUACCUUUCUCUUCUCUGCUGCAGCUAGAAGAUUGUUGUAAUACUGAAAUUUCUGUGAUCAUCCAUAUUCAUUAUCGUCCAUUACAAACCAACCGUUUCGGUUUGUUGCUUUUGUUACUUUUCAGCUGGCUAAUAAACCUCGUGAUAUCCUCGAGAGAGGUCAUGUCAGUCUUUUUAAAGGUCUUUAUUUUGAGGCCAGCUAAUAGUGUAGAUUUUUUUAAAGCAAUCCGGGGUUGGGUUAUCAAAGAUUGCCGGUUUGCCAAGUUAAACAUUAAGAUUGUAAAGAGAAGAUAUGUUUUGAUCCCAUCCGAGAAUUAAGGCGAGGGGCAAAGAAGAGAGCGUGGUUUUGUUCUCUUCUUAAUUCAUGAUGGUGGUAUGCUGUCUGCAUCUUCAAAUCCUGAUGGUAUUGCAAGUCACAACCUGCAAUUUUUAAGAUGUUUUUUAAAUACCUUUACCCUGUAGCUCUUCAAUUUGCAGUUCUAUUGCUAAAUUAUCCGGCAAUGGCAGAGAGUUUGAAUACAAGAGUUUUUCUAAAGAAAAAAAUCAGACAAUUUUUUCUUAACAUUGAGGUACAAAAUUUUUCUUGAUGCAUUAUUACAGGGAAUAUAAUUAGGAUUGAGUGAGAACAAUAAUAUUUUACAAUUUUCCAGAUCUUAGGGGAACUGAAGCAAAUAGCAAAGGGUUUUUAAAACUCUUCUAUCCAUUACAAGAUUGUCCAGCACCUAAUUUGUCCUAAUGGUGUUAUUAUUGAGACAAGCAUAAGGGCAUGGGUAAAUAGGAAAUGAUGGCUAACUGAGAAAGCUCUUGAUAAGAAACAAAUUCUCCUUAACAUUACCAUAAGAAACAUUAGGAAAAAAGUAUGGAGAAUGUAGCUAUUGAUUAUAGGGUGUAAAGAGAAUCACUUGAAGCAGUUCUAUGUAUCUGUGCUAUUUGCUUCAACAGGUUGAUGACAGUGAAGAAGAGAAAGGAGUUGUAGUUCUUCGUCAGUAUGAAGACCUAGAGUGGCUCUCUCACUGUUUAAUAGCUCACAAUAAUGUGGAUGGAGUUGUUGUAAGUCUGUUAACCUUUAACUCCCUGAUCAAAUCUGUAAUUCUCUUUACUGUCAACCAUACAAUUCUUAUAAUGUAAUUUCAGAGAAUUUAGUAUUGGAUCAACCAAUUAUCCCCAAAUUGAUAUUUUUCUUUUUUUCUCAUCUCUUAUCUGGUUGAUGUUGUGUAAAUAUCGUGAGAUGAAUUUCUGUCUUGGUCAUUCUUGGGAGUUAAAGGGUUAAAUUUGUCAUUUUUUAAUUUUAUUUGCUUUUUCAACUAUUUCUCUAUAUUUUUGAUUUUGCUCUAAAGUACAGCCAUGAAAGUGGGCUCGAGAAGACAAUAUCUUAACCCUUUAACUCCCAGAAGUGAUUAAAAUAAAACUUCUCCCUACAAUAUCCAUACAUUAUUCAGUAAACAGGUAAUGAGAAUAUACAAACUUAUCAGGUAGAAGCUGCUAUCUUGAUCCAGCAGCAAGUUCUCAUAAAUAAUUUACAGGGGAGUGUGUAGCAGCUACAGGGGAGAAUUAACAAUCACAUCUUGGGAGUUAAAGGGUUAAUUGAGAUAAUUUUCUUUCAUCAGAUACCACCUUUACCUCCAAAGCCCAUGACCACAGUCAGUGCUGCAGAAGCAAAAUCUAAAAAGCAACUUGGUAAGUGGGAAAUGAAACACUCCAGAGAAUCUCAGAGAUUAUUGUGAAUUGCAUCAAUUUGAUAAGCAGAGAUUCUAUUUCUUUUUUUAAAUAUGCUUUGUGAUAGCCAUUAAAGUCUAUUUAUUUAUUUCAAUUAUUAUUAUAUACCAUAAUUAAAAUACAGGAUGCUCUGUGCUGAACUUUAUUUGUAACAUGCUGCACAUUCUGAGCUGGACUCUGCAUAAUUUAGUUUAAAUAGUUUCAUGUCUUUCAUACUUGCAUAUUUGUUGUAUUGUAAGGAGUUAGGCUAUUGAAACCAUAAGUUUUUAUGAUAAAUGUUGCCUCUAAUCUACAAUAAUGAUAUUUUCCCAUCUAUUGGUACUAAUAUUCAUUUUUCCAGGGAAAGAUGCUAAAAGCAUGGUUGCUGAUGAGUUUUCAAGAGAUUGUCGCAAUGUAGAGAAGUAAGUUUUGAAAUGUUAAUAUGAAGGGAAUUGUUGAAGGGAUGAUGGCUGAUGAAAAAAUUUCUAAAUUUAUGAACAAACGAAACAAAAAAGGCAGAAUAUACAUAGAAUAUAUAGUUUAUAAAUAAUAUUGGAAUUGUAAUAUAGCAUGUUUUAUUUUAGCUUAGUUUCUUGAAGAUAUUAGCUCUACAGCUACAAUGUGUAUUUUGAGCAUAAAUAAAGUAUAUGCAUGUAUAUGUAUGUAUGUACAUGUACAAUGUUGGUAUGAACACUACAUGCAUCUGUCAAAUAUUGUUUAAAUAAAGCAAGAUUGUAGGGAAAGAAAAGAUUGAUUGGGUAGCUUCGUGAAUAAUAGAGCAAUUGAAUAAAGAAGGAAUGGGAGUAGCUAGCACAGAGAUGCAGAUUUUGGUUGUAGAGGAAUGUUCUGAGAAAUGGAAUAAUGGAGAAAAAGAGGUGCAUUUGUACAUGUGGAGACAAAGUCUUUGUUGGAGUAAAGAAAUUGGGCAAAACCAAUGAAAAGAGGAAUGGAGGAAUAGGAAAAGAGAACAGUUCAGUAAUUAUAUGGAUUUCCUGCAGAACAGAGUCUUGAAAAGAAGAACAGUGGGUUGGGAAAGUUGUUUUAUUUGCCAUUCAGGUUUUUCUCUCAGUAAACUGGCUAAGUGAAACUAAAAUAAUCAAGAAAACAAACCAACAGGAAACAAAAAACAAAUCUUAGAGAAACUUUCUAAGAAAUUAUUCAGUUCUUUGGAUGGUUGAUUUGCAUGUUUACACUGCAUAAGCCCAUCUGAAGAAUUAAAAUGGUUGAUGUCUUCCAGAUUUCUUCAACUUGUUGUUGCCCACCCAGCCUUUUCAAAAGAUGAAGAUUUGCAAAAGUUUUUGAAAGAGGAAAAUGUGAGUUUUUCAAAUAAUAAGAUACGCUUACAGGUGUUUGGCCACAAUCCCUGUAAGCGUGGAUGACUGUUUCCUCAAAAUUUGUAAACUGACAUAAUAUGGCAGAACAACACAUGAUUUAAACUCCAUAGUAGGUGUAUUUUUCAUAAAAUCAACAACUAUUCAUUGUUGGUGGUCAUAUAUGUUUUUAACACAAAAUCAGGUGACACAACAUCCACUGAGCCACUUCUAAGGUGGUAUGUAGAAAUGGAGUAAAAAAUUGAAUUGCAUUUCACUGCAAUAACCUCUUCCACCAGUCAAUGUUGUAGAAUGGUUUAAAACAAUUAAAGCAAUAUGCUACUUGAGAGGAACAGUCGAAAGUUAGGAAUUUUAUUGGUAUGCUAUUCCAGAAUAUUACCAUUUCAAUGGUAAUGUGUGAACAAUUUUCUUGCUGGUUUUUUAUAUACCUGGGGGAUUUUUUUUGCAAGAACAUGUCUGUUGCAACUUGGCAAAAGAAAGUUUGAUAAUCAUUAUUAAAUUCCUUGCUCUGAGUAAUUAUUCAGCCUGGCUUUUCAACUCAGAGACCAGUGGCUAAUUGUUUGUCCAUGGCAUCUCUCAUGCUCACUUACUGUGUAAGAUAUAAACACUUUUUUUAAAAAAUUUUAACAUAGCCACCAGUCAGAAGCAAAGUGAAAAAAGGCCUUAUGACAAGUUUAUCACGAGCUGUGGAUGAUUUCAGGCAUCAUAGUCACAAGGUACAAAGUGUUCCAUGGUUUAUUUUAUGGUUUUUUGUUUUGUUUUGAUCUUUUAUCCAAGAAAUCUUUAUUUGGUAAAAUUGUGAUAUCACUGGAUUAUUGUAAGUUUUAAUUACAUACAGUGUAUGUCUCAUUCAGGGAAGUAAAAUAUUAAUAAUUGUAGUUUGAACUGUGGUCUACACAAACAUAAGUAUGCAUAUUUUCCAUACUGUUCUUUAAACAUUUCCUGAGAUGCUGACAUGGAGAAUUUGUCUAACAAGCAAGAGCUUCUCUAGUUGGUGAUCAGCUCCUUUAUUCUCCUGACCUUAAUGUUUGGUUCAGUGGGGAUAUGGUAUAAGAGAAAUUAGGUGUCAGUCACUCUUAGGGACUAAAUUGCUGAAUACUAGGUCCAUCCUUAUCAGUGUAAGAUCCCUUGCAGGCCUCUCAGCUGCUUGUGUUGCUCUAGGUAUCAAUCUCUUCUUCCAGGUGAAGAAACACUCUUGCAAAAGUGCAAAUAACAAGGUCCUGCUGACAGAUGACCUAACUUUCUUUUGAAUUUAACCAUUAAGAGAAUAACUUGGCCUUCCUAGAAAUACAAAUAACCUGAAGUUAUUCCUCUUGGUUAGGAUCUUGAUGAAGAAUUUCAGAAGAAAAGAGAUUUUGUGGAAGAGUACACACCACUUACCAAGGAGACAUAUGGGGUCAGUAGUUGUUAUAUUUUUCCAAAUAGAAUCUUACUCCAGGGGUGCAUUAUGGUUCAGUCAUUCCCUUUACUGUUUGCCAUACAAUUCAUAUGAUGUUUGUUCAGAGAAUUUGGUUUUGGAUCAACUAAUAAUCUGAGCAUCACUUGCCUGCUUGGUGUUGUAUUGAUAUGAUGAGGAGAAAUAAUGUUUUGGUGACACACUGGAGUUUAAGGGUUAAUAGGGUAAAUACUUGCCUCUAACAACAUCAGUUUAGGCUUGGAUUCUGCACCCUGUGUUACUUGUGGUUAAAGGAUAGAGUACAUUUACAUGUAUCUUGUUGGUUUGCUUUGGGGGUCUUUUAUGGAGGAAAAAAGACCUGGAAUUAAACAAUGCCAACUCUGCAGGAAAUUGUGGUUGAAAAGACACAAUCUCUGAAUGUCAAUUAUAAAAUAAACAAUUAAAAUAUGCUUUUGUAAAUUGGCUUUGCACCAAACAGCACCCAUGGUAAGAGCAAGGUUUUAGAUGAAAGUGAGAUUUGGUUUUAGGUUUUAAGUGAGAGUGAACAAUUUUGAGAUUAAUUCCUACAAUAAAUAGUUGUUUUUCUAUUUGUUUUUUGUAGAACUUCACCAAAAUGGUACACAGUCAGCAACGUAUGUAGCAAUGUUUUAUUUGCUGGAAUGUGUAAUCUGCGUUAAGGUUGUUUAGGCUGAAAUAGCCUAUGACACCUUUAAAUCUCAAGAUUUUAGUGAAUGGUCUAGUCAAGUGAAUUUUGACAGAAAGUAUGGCCAAAACAUUGAUAUCAAAAGAACAUCCAUGUGAAAACAACAUGAGGGUGGCAAAGACAUACUUGAAGUAUUAUUCAUUAAGUAUUAUAAUGUAUUAGGAUGUUGCAAAAUGUAUGAUUGUUUUUGAUAAUUUAUGAUAAUGUAUGAUUAUGACAAUCUCACCAUGAUGGCAUAUUUAUAUAUAAAAUUAUAUGUAAGUUUGGUAAUUUUGAAUUUCUUUGUGAAUUUCAGGUGUUGCAUUAGCAGUGAAUGAUUUUAGCUCUGGCAUCAUGACAGCAUCGGCUGGUGAUGAUAAUAGUACCAAGGAAUUGAAAGGGUUUGUUGUUCUUUGUCUGAAAUUGCUAAAUGAUAUGAUUUUGUAUUAAUUACUUCAUAUUUAUGUCAUAUCUUUCCAUCAUGUAACUGUGGUGGCAAACUUCCAAUGCAAGCAAUAAUGGGCCAGGCAUAGUUUGGCUGAUUUUUUUUUUGCAUGUGAACAACCACUGUUUUACCACAUCUUACAUGCUAGCUCUACUUGCUGUAACCAUCAUGAGAACUGGCAAUAAGAGGCAAUCAAGACCUAUCAAGACCUUAGCAUGAUAGUUAUGUCUUCCUCUCUUGUUGAAGUGAUCAGCAUCUAAAUUCUCCUCACCAUAUCACUGCUGCAUAGUACAUUAAGGUCAUGAGAAUAAAGGAAAUGAUAGAAAAAAACAAAGAAGCUCUUGAUUGUUGAACUUCUCCAUGUCAGUAUAAUAGAAUUUGUACCAAUAACAGUAUGCCUUUGUUUAACAAAAAGCUAAUUUUAAAAUGUAUCUUUACUUUUACAGGAAAUUUCUGACUUUUUCAAGCGCACUAAAUGGUGUCAAGGUAUGGUAGCUUUUUAGACAGGAACCAGUGUUGCUAGCAGUAUUUUCAAUUCCAAGAGUUUAAUUUGUUUUGUCUUACUUGUGUGUAUGUGUGUCUUCUCCUUUCCUUAGGAAUCGCUGGAUGUUAUGUCCACUAAUGAUGACAACACAUUAGGUUUUACUUUAGAACUUUAUUCCAGAUACAUGGAUGCUGCCAAGGUAUGUGAAAUAUGUAUUGGAAAACUUGGAUCUUAUUGAACUCUUCAAAGGAUACCAACUUUCCUUUUGUGUGCAGGGUUAGGGAAGGGGAAAGGAGGUGACUAUUUUCUUUUAGGGUGGGGUGGGAUGAGAGCAUCGUCACAGCCUGAGAAAAGCUCAGGAUCACUGCGCAUCUAAAAAAGAAAGAGGAGGAAAACCAAAAAUAACCAAACAACAACAAGAAUUCAUCAGCCAGACUGUUGACCAAUCUAUUUCCCAUAUCCCAAAUAGUUUGUGGGUUGUGUCUUGAAUGAGAACACUGGGUUCUACCCCCUCUAUCUCUAUUACAUUCAAUUUUUUCAAUUCAUUGGUGAGUAUUAGAGCAUUUACAUGAAUGUAGCACAAGAGAGAGGUUAUCUGUAGAGAAAGCACCCUUUGGAAUAAUUAACAUUUCAUUUUCAUACUGCUAAGCAAGAGGGAUGGAAAACUUGCAAACAAAGACUGGAAUGGUGGAACGGAAACAUGAACUGACUUGGGGAAUUUUUUUUAAUUUACAAUGCUUCAUGGUAUAAUUGAAUUUGGAACCAUCAAGUACAGAUGAGCUGGAAUGUGGGACUUCUGGAUUGCAAUUCCAGUACCCUAACUUUGAAAACCCCUUUUUUUAAUUGGUUAUUUCUUCUUGCUGUCUCAAGAUGAUUAUUUUAACUGUUUACUGCACUUGUUUUGUCCAUCUGUUACCCUGCAGGAGAUGCUUUUCCGUCGUACAUGUAAACUAGUUGAGUAUGAGAACGCAACAAAAGCACUGGAAAAAGCCAAACCCAAGAACCAAGAAAUGGUAAGGUUCUGACAAACAUGUGCUUUGCACCUCUCUCUGAUUUUUUACAUGUGAUUGAGUGUUGUUUUUUUUUUUGUUUUUUUUUUUUCUCGUGAUUCACAUGAGGCUGCACUUAGCAAUAGACUCGAAGUUCAAGUUGAGCUUCUGAAUAAUUAUGGUGAACACCAGAAUUGAAGAAUCCUAAAUUGUUUUACACAUUUUUUUAUUUUUAGCUUCAAAAAGCCAAAGACGAUGCAGAGGAAGCAUACAAUUCAAUUUCAGAAGCUGCAAAGAAAGAGGUGAAUAAAAUGAUAUAAAAAAGGCCUUUUGUUUUACUUAAUAGACUUUUGGCUUACUGUUUUGCCAGAAAAUUUUGCAUGCCACCCUUGCCUGGUUGCAUUUCUUGGUUUGUUUUACAGGCAGACCACCCUGUUGUUGGUUUACUUGUUAGACACAUGUCAAACAAUAAUAUGAAUAUUUGUGCCAUUUUCAUGUUAAAACCUGAAUAUCAAAAAAUUAGUUUACACCACACAAGUGAAUAGUGUUUUUUGUACACACUGAUUGGCUAACUUGAAAGUGAUGAGCAAGUACCUUUAACCUCUGAGAAUCCAAAAUGACAAAAUCGCUCAUCAACAAUUUGAUUUUCAACCAUUUUCCUUGGUUUACAAUGAAUCCUUUGUGCCGGCGUAAUAAACAGAGGAGAAAUGGCAGAUGAUUUAAAUAUUUGUCAAGGGCACAUAAAAAGAAAUUGUCAUUUGGCUCUAACUGUAGUAGACAACCUGCUUACUCGAUUGAUUUUAAUUUUUGUUUUUUUUUUUAUUUAAAUAUAGAUGAUCCGUUACAAUAGGCAAAGGGUGUUGAGCCUGCAAGCCAGUCUUAUCCAGUACGCUGAAUCGCGGUUAAAGAAUGGAAGAGAUACCUACGCCAUUUUGGCCAAACUAUUGAAUGACAUGAAAAAAUCUGCUUAAUCAAUGAGCACAGAGAAAAUAGACGGCACCGUAAAUUUGGGAGGCCAAAAUUUGUUUCUAAUUUUCUUUAUGAAAUUAGAUUAUGUUGAUUUGACACGGAUAAUACAAAAAAUAAUUUUUAAAACGAUGCAAGGUCGUUUCAGGCAUUGGCUCACUCCAGGUGUUCAGUUAGUAAAACGGAGCAGAGACUGGAACGGAAAAGUGAAACAGCAAGAGAGGCUUGGGUUAGGUGGGAUUCAUUGAGUGACUCAACCCAAGCCUCCCUCGCUUUUUCACUUCUCUGCUACUAUAGUGCUGUUUACUAUCACACUUUGUUUUGCCGACUGAAUGCCUGGAACAGGCUAUUCAGGCACUAAUCAUAACCAUUGCAAUUUCUUCAAAUGUGAUUGGUGCAUUAGCUGCUUCAUUUUUUCACUUCUCAUUCUGUACAGCUUUAAUUGGACAGCAUAAUUGGACAGUUGGCUUUAAUCGGAUACCUGUAAUUGGACAGUUGAAGCAACGAAUCAUACUAAGUUCAGUCAGCCAAAUUCACCAAUCACAGAGUUAAUCACAAUAACCAUAGCAUCAACCACUUGUCUCAAAAAAAAAAUUAAGAAUUUCCAAAAUGGAGACAUAUUUUUUUACUGUAGACAUUGUCUAUACCAGAGAUAUUUGACCUAAAUGUAUUUCUUGUUUUCAGAAAUAAUAACAAUUAAGAUUAAAUGGUAACAGGACUUUUUGUCGUCCACUUCUUUCUGUAAUCAUACUCGUGAUUGACAAAUUGGUCUCUUGCUUUGCAGUCGUCCAAUUUUGUUAAUCACGUGUAUGAUAACAACAGACCGAAUAAGACUCCACUCAGUCCUAUUACCAUUGUAGAUUGGCUGGAAAUGGUGGCAAAAAUCCAGCAAUUACUUGAAAUUUAAUCAGCAAAUAUUUCAUGACAGAAAGAAAUUUUCCAAUUUUGUGAAGGCUACCAGCCUUGAAUGAAGGCUCCAGAACAUUCAGUAAACACUUAACAUGGUGAAUUUUCAACUUUAUGUUGUUUUCAUACAGAUCACCAUUAUACUAAAGAGUGAAUGAAUUUCUUUACGUCUUAUAAAAUAAUAUUUUUAUUAAAUCUGAAUGAAUGGGUUUCAAAUAUGCAAAGUUUUCUACAUACUUUCAAGGUAACAGACAUUAUGGAAAAAAAUUUCCUCUCCAAUCCUCUGAAAAGUACCAACCAAAAUAUUGAUUUCCUUUGUAUUGAAAAGCUUUUGAAAUUUAUAUUAGAUAUAGCGAUGGUAAGUUUUUGUUUGAAUUGCUUCAUAAUUACCUGUAAAGGCAGAACUUGACGUUUUCAGUUGACUUAAAUGUGAGUAUACUUCUUAUUCUGACGAAAACUAUGUUUUUCCAGUGUAAUUAUUUUUUUCAAUAUAGAAUGGACCAUAUACA
Molecule: messenger RNA, 9854 nt
Organism: Pocillopora meandrina
Lineage: Eukaryota; Metazoa; Cnidaria; Anthozoa; Scleractinia; Pocilloporidae
Source: the annotation of a GenBank genome assembly